This is a messenger RNA of Eupeodes corollae, 1716 nucleotides long. RefSeq names its product Golgi pH regulator (gene GPHR). The coding region runs from base 151 to 1509 and encodes 452 amino acids. The transcript has 8 exons. Gene Ontology annotation, cellular component: Golgi cisterna membrane. Gene Ontology annotation, molecular function: voltage-gated monoatomic anion channel activity. The record is from RefSeq and is a predicted model, not a curated record. Gene Ontology annotation, biological process: intracellular pH reduction. NCBI's taxonomy places the organism in Eukaryota, Metazoa, Arthropoda, Insecta, Diptera, Syrphidae.
CUCUAUCAAUCAAAAAUAAUCAAAAUUUGUUUAUAGUUUUGUUGGCGAUAUUUUUCCAUUCGCUAUCAAAGGAACGAAUUUCAAGAAAAAUGUUAAUCCCACCCGCGGUAAUUGAAAAUAAAAGGUAAAAACAGUAACAACACAAUAAAAAUGGCUUUCCUCGAAGAUUGUCUUAUAGUUUUUGCUUCCCAGUUGGUUUUCUUUGCCGGUGGUUGGUUGUUUUUUGUUAAACAACUUUUCAAAAACUAUGAAAUCCGUCACAUAUCUGUGCAAUUUAUUUAUUCCCUAACAUUUGCAUUAUCAAUAACCAUGUUCGAAUUGAUAAUCUUCGAGAUUCUUGGUGUUUUGGAAUCAUCGUCGAGAUAUUUCCAUUGGAGAUUGGGAUUGACGUUGCUUCUCUUGAUGGUUAUCAUGGUGAUUCCUUUGUAUAUUAUUCAUUCAGUUAUUCAUAGUCUUUCGCUUGUUUCAGAGAAAUGGGUGCGAAUCAUGACAGUAUUGUGUUAUUUUGUGUUCCUCUAUGGGCUUUGGAAGAUCGGAGAUCCAUUCCCAUUAUUAAGUGUAUCUCAUGGCAUAUUCACUAUUGAACAGGGAGUCUCUCGGAUCGGAGUGAUUGGAGUUACUGUUAUGGCCAUUCUGUCAGGUUUUGGUGCUGUGAAUUAUCCCUACGAAAGUAUGACCUACUUUAUAAGGCCUGUUUCCCAAAGUGACAUUGUUGUUCUCGAACGACGGCUAGCUCUAACUGUUGACAUGAUAACUGGGAAGAAAAAACGCAUAGCUCUCGAGCUCAAACGCAACAAACAAAACAACACAAAACCACGAUUGUGGAGUAUUUUAAGUUCGGUAGCAAAUCGAGAUCCUGGAGGAGAGAAUAUUGGUCAGCUUAGAUUAGAAAUUGCUGGAUGCGAGGAGAUACUUAGACAGGUCUUCCUUGAAAUCAAUUCUUUAAAAAACAUGCAAGAACGGCAAAUAUGGUCAAAAACGCUCAAAGGAAGGUACUUCAAUGUUAUUGGGCACUUCUUUAGCGGAUAUUGUUUGUACAAGAUUUUCAUGUGCACAGUAAACAUUAUAUUCGAUCGUGUGGGUCGCAAGGAUCCAGUUACUCGAGGCCUUGAAAUAGCAGUACACUGGUGUGGCUUUGACAUUGAUUUAGCCUUCUGGAAUCAACACAUUUCCUUUUUAUUAGUUGGCUGCAUUGUGGUCACCUCCAUUCGUGGUCUCUUACUCACCCUUACAAAGUUUUUCUAUAGAAUUUCCUCGAGUAAAUCAUCCAAUAUUAUAGUUUUAAUAUUAGCACAAAUUAUGGGCAUGUACUUUUGUUCAUCUGUCUUACUUAUGCGAAUGAAUAUGCCAGCCGAGUAUAGAGUUAUCAUCACUGAAGUGCUGGGCAGUUUACACUUUAAUUUCUAUCAUCGUUGGUUUGAUGUUAUAUUUUUAGUAAGUGCUCUUACCACAAUUGUUGUCUUGUAUAUAUCGCAGAAGCCUUGGAAUCAUGAUUCCAAUAUAGAUUGAAAAAAAUAUGUUGCAAUGUUGCGCUUAAAUCUAUAAAACGUACAUUUAUAAAGAAAAAUAUUUUUAAUUUAAAAUAAUCAAUUUUAAUCCAAAGUGUUUAGUUUUUUAUUUAAAUUAAAAUUAAAAAUUUAGUAAAUAUAAUUUGUAAAACAUUGAACAAAAAAUCGUGAUUAUUUAAAAGAAAAAAAUAAACAUUCCGUUAUAACA